Molecule: messenger RNA, 2248 nt
Organism: Candoia aspera
Lineage: Eukaryota; Metazoa; Chordata; Lepidosauria; Squamata; Candoiidae
Gene: NEMP2
Product: nuclear envelope integral membrane protein 2
Exons: 9
Coding region: 74-1480 (468 amino acids)
Cellular component (GO): nuclear envelope
Source: RefSeq, a predicted model, not a curated record
AAGCUCGACUCCCGCGCCUUCCUCCUCGAAGGAGCUGUUUCGUUCAAACAGUUGCCGGCGGCGCGUGGGGAAAAUGUCUCCGCGCAGGGAUUCACAAGGCUCCCGCCUGUUUGUGCAACUUCGGGGACAGUCUUUGGCAGUUCUCCUACGGCAACUGCUCGCCAUAGCGCUAAUCCAGGCCGUGAGGGGUGACAAAGCUUUGACUUUAUUAGCAGAUGGUAACUGUGAACUGUUGAAGGCAACAAAGAUAAUGCAUAGUUCAGAAUCAGCUUGUUUCUGCUAUAUUCCAAAUGGAGCAAUACACUUACAAAAUACUUGGUCCACUAUUCAGGUGUCAAUAAACAGCACCGGAAUAUUUAAAGUAGUAUCUAUCCCGGAUGAACAUGAUUGCCAAAAUUCAGAAUAUUUUUUUGAUUUUUUGAAGUGCCUGAUUAACAAUAUUUGGCAGCCUAGUGUGUCUAAUCAAACUAUCAUAACAGUGGACCAGUAUGUUGGCAAAACAUGUUUCAGGAUCCAGCCAACAAAUAAAUUGCUCUACACUGUGAAUGUAGAACAAAACAUGUUGGAUAGCAAACUCGUUCUUUUAUUUGUUGCUGGUGGACUUCUUUUUCAUUUUGCCUAUAACUUGAGUAGAAGUAAUACCUUCUAUUAUUGUGCUGGGAUAGCAUUUGGUAUUCUCACACCUCUAGUCUUCCUCGUUUUGAUGCUUAAAAGGUUUAUUCCCAAGCUAAGUACCUUCUGGAUUUUAAUGAGUGCGUGCUGGUUCUCUUCUCUGUAUAUGUUUUAUGUUUCAAAAGAAAAACUGAAAUGGAUGUGGAACAAUUCGACAUAUUAUAUACUGGGGUACAUUCUCUCAGUUGGAUUAGUCUGUUUUGCUAUUUGCAAGAAGCAUGGACCACUCGGCAGUGAGCAAAGUAUGAACCUCUUGAUGUGGGUGUUGCAGCUGAAAGGCUUGAUCUUAAUUUAUUUUGGCAUUGCAAUCCCACAAGUCGCCUAUGCAGUAAUAACUGCUUUGCUCUGUACAAAAAUCCUGCAUUAUCCUCUUCAAGCACUCUGCUGUGUUGGCAAAAAAGCUUCUCAGUAUUUCCACCCAGAAAAAUUGGAGACCCGUUAUCUGACAGAUGAUGAAUAUCGGGAACAAGGAGAAACAGAGACUGUGAAGGCGCUGGAGCAGCUGCGCAUGUUCUGUAGGAAUCCCACUUUCCCCUCCUGGGUAGCUGUGGUCAGACUGCAGUCCCCACAAAAGUUUGCAAAUUUUGUUCUAGGAUUUCCUCAUGUAUCUGCUGAAGAAACGGCAGCCCAUGAGACACAGUAUGGCAUCGGAGGAGCCCUCCUAGAGGAACAGCUUUUCCACCCAGAGACUGAGGCAGAACCAGAGCCCCAAACUGCUUCCCCUGAGGUAGAGGAGAGUAACACAGAGGAGAGACUGAGGCUGUUACAACCAAAUGUCCUGCACUUCCACAGCAGAGAGUUUCUUUGAACUGCUGCCCAGGCCAGCAGAAAUCAUGUAACAAUAUGCUGCUCUUUAAACUGUAGAGGGCAGUCAAGACUUUUUGAAGGACUUACAGUGACUUCAUUGGCUUCCAGGAAGCAGUUCAGUUUGCAAACCCAUGACUAGGGUUAUGUAAGGAGAGAAUCCAAGAUACCUGAUUUAGCCAACAGCUCUACUUAGAGCAACAAUUUGUUUAAAGAUUGAAGAGGCAGCUUGUGGAGAGAAGGGCCGAGGAAUUCCCUUCAGUUGCUCUGCCAAUUUACAAGGCUCACUUUAUAGCAGUAUCUUUUAUUUGCCUGAUCAUGAGUUUCUGAGUUUGCACAUUAAACCAUGGUGUGCUUAGCUGUCAUUUGCUGAGUUCAUGCAACAAGUUAAGCCAUAAUCUUUGGUUUGCACAAUGGCAUGUGGAACCCAACCCAACCACAUUACUUGGGACAAUCCAGUAUAGAUAACUGGCGUUGGGAGAAUGAGCUGAGAAGUUGAAGCCACUUGUGAUUAACCACUUUAUGCUAAUGAUUUCUCUCCAGUAAGUGGGAUAAGCUGAAGUUAUUUUAUGGAGUCCUUGGUGCUCUCUGAGCUUGGUUGUUUGCUUGCAGACGUUUCAUUACCUGACUAGGUAACUUCAUCAGUGCUAGUAAGUGUGGGGUUUGCUCCAUUUAGCUACAGGAGCUUGCCCUGCCAGUGUUGGUGGGGGUGUGGUUUUCUCCUUGGUAGUUCCUUGAUUAGGGUAUUGUUUUCUACUCAAACAGACUCCCC